GAGGAGGAGGAGAAAGAGGAGGAAGCCCGGGGCCGAAGGAGCCCCCCAACCUGCCCUGGCCAGAGUCAUCAUGUGGCUCCCUCUGAUGGUAUUCUCGGGAAUGUUGUUGGGAGCCAGCCCUGCACGAGGAGUUCUGCCCCACUCCACGUCGGGACCUAUCGCCGUGUAUCAUUUCUGGAACCUCACCCAGGUGCCCCUGGUCGCUAACACCACAGUGAAGCUCCUGUUGGCUUUCAACCGUAUCAGGACAGUGAACGCCACCUCCUUCCCACUGCUGGAGGAGUUGGAACUGCUGGAGCUUGGGAACCAAGCCACUGCCCUGACCAUCCACAGAGACGCUUUCAGGAACCUGCCCAAUCUUAAAGUCUUGGACUUGGGAUACAAUCCGGCGCUCUCCUUGGAUCCCGACGCUUUCCGAGGACUGUACAAUCUGCUUGAGCUCCGACUCUUCUACUGCGGCCUCUCGGAAUCCGUGCUCAGGGACGGCCACUUGCGGGAUUUACAUUCCUUGAUCCGCUUGGAUCUGUCCGCAAACAACAUCCAAAGUCUUCCCCUUCAUACCUCGUUUCGGAAGCUGAGAUCUCUGAAGAUCCUGGACCUGUCCAAAAACCAGAUCUCCUCUGUGUGUGAAAGGGAUCUCCAGAGCAUCCAGGGAAAAUACUUCUCCCUGUUUAUCCUUGCCGACAACCAGCUGUUCAGCCGCAGGCCGGUCGACUGGGGAGCAUGUGGGAACCCGUUCAGGAACAUCCUCCUCAACACCCUGGACGUUUCAGGGAACGGCUGGUCCGCCGACAUCACACGAGACUUCUGUGCCGCCAUCAACAGGACACAGGUUUCUUCGCUGGUGCUCCGCCACCACGUCAUGGGCUCGGGAUUUGGGUUUGAGAACCUCAAGGACCCCAACAGUGACACCUUCUCAGGGCUCGAGAGAAGUUCGGUCGUUCAACUGGACCUCUCACAUGGCUUUAUCUUCUCUAUCAGGCCCUGGCUCUUUUGGGCCCUCAAAUGGCUGAAAGUCCUAAGUCUCACCCACAACAAGAUAAACAGGUUUGAAAAGGGGGCGUUUUAUGGCCUCGACACUCUCCAAAUUCUCAACUUGUCAUACAACCUGCUAGGUGAACUUUACAACUCCAAUUUUGAUGGCCUCCCUAACAUAAAGUAUAUUGAUCUAAAACAAAAUCACAUUGGGGCAAUUCAGGACCAAACCUUCACCCACCUGAAAGAAUUAAGAACCUUAGAUCUCCGUGACAACGCUAUUAAAGAAAUCAAUUUUCUCCCAAGUAUUGACAGUGCCUUUCUGUCUGGUAACAAACUGGUACAUCUGAAAGGAAGUAUCAUCUCGGCAGAAUUUCUACACCUGGGAGGAAACAGACUGGAAAAUUUGGACGAUCUGUACCUCCUCCUCCAAAUUCCAUGUCUCAAGUUUCUCAUUUUAAAUCAAAAUCGUUUCUCCUAUUGUUAUGCAAGUCACCGUUUCACAGAGAACUUCAACUUGACAGAGCUUUAUCUUUCUGAAAAUAUGUUGCAACUUGUCUGGGAAACAGGGUUGUGUUGGGAUGUUUUUAAGGGGCUUUCUCACCUCAGACAUCUCUAUCUGAAUAACAACUACCUCAGUUUCCUUCCACCGGGUGUUUUCAGUAACUUGAUAUCACUUCAGAUCCUUAGCCUGAACGGCAAUCGAUUAAUUUCCCUCUCCCAUGGUGAUUUGCCUGACACUUUAGUCUUCUUGGAUAUAUCCAGAAACCAGUUGUUUUCUCCUGAUCCUAACCUCUUCAUGUCCCUGAAAGUUCUAGAUAUAACCCAUAACAGGUACAUCUGUGAGUGUGAACUCAGAGAAUUUCUAGGCUGGCUAAACCAGUCAAAUGUCACUUUUAUAGGGUCAGCCAACGACAUGUACUGUGUGUAUCCAGAAUCCCUCUCUGGGGUCUCACUCUAUUCCGUUUCCUUGGAGGACUGUGAUGAAGAAGAAGUCCUAAGGCCGCUCAAGUUUUCACUUUUCCUUUUCUUUACUGUGAGCUUGCUCCUGAUCAUAAUUAGUGUCAUUGUUUACACACAGUUUCGGGGAUUUUGUUUCACUGGGUUCAAAACCGUCACAAGAUUGGUGUUAGGAGAUCAUCCAAAAAGGACAGGAUCAAAUGCAUAUAAGUAUGACGCUUAUCUGUGCUUCAGUAGCAAGGACUUUGAGUGGGUCCAGCGAGCUUUUCUCAUGCACUUGGAUUCCCAGUACAAUGACGACAACAGAUUUAACUUGUGCUUUGAAGCAAGAGACUUCCUUCCAGGAGAAGAACAUAUUAGCAACAUCCGAGAUGCCAUCUGGAACAGCAGAAAGACAAUCUGCGUGGUCACGAGGCAGUUCCUCAAAGACGGCUGGUGUAUUGAAGCCUUCAAUUUUGCCCAGAGCAGAUAUUUCUCUGACCUUAAGGAGGGACUAAUCAUGGUUGUGGCAGGAUCACUCUCUCAGUACCAGCUGAUGAAGUACCAACCCAUUAGGGUCUUUAUCCAGAGGCAACACUACUUCAAGUGGCCUGAGAAUCAUCAGGACGUUGGGUGGUUUCUAGAUAAACUCUCCCAAUCCGUGUUAAAAGAAAAGGAGGUGAAAAAGAAAGCCAACCAGAUAGAAUUGCAAACCAUUAGAGUGAUAUCUUAGCCACGACAGAGAGGAGGAAGCUGCAUGAGAUCAGGUAAUGGCUAGACUCGCCAUGCCAUUUUUCGCUUGUAGCUGGAUCUAAUCCUAAGCCUGCAAGAUUUGCUGGCUGAAGUGGGAAACCUCAGGAGAAAAUGAGUUUUAUCAUUUUGUAUGGUAUUUUUUAAGUGCUUACUUGUGCCAGGCACUGUACUGAGUGCUGGGGU
Molecule: messenger RNA, 2850 nt
Organism: Tachyglossus aculeatus (Australian echidna)
Lineage: Eukaryota; Metazoa; Chordata; Mammalia; Monotremata; Tachyglossidae
Product: toll-like receptor 5
Exons: 2
Coding region: 71-2647 (858 amino acids)
Biological process (GO): immune response; toll-like receptor signaling pathway; inflammatory response
Cellular component (GO): membrane
Molecular function (GO): transmembrane signaling receptor activity; protein binding
Source: RefSeq, a predicted model, not a curated record